CACGGGACGAGAGACUCAAAUUAUAUACAUCUCCACUGUCUACAGUAUUGCAUUUCCAUCCCAUCGCCUCAGACAUGCUCGCCCCAAUCCGCCUCUCCCUCGCUGCUCGUCGUGCCAUCCUCCCCAGCCCUCUUAGCCUUCUCCCCGCCCUCCACGUGCAGUCAUUUUCCUCCUCUAUUUUUGCCCAGAAGGAAGACGACAAGAGUGACAAGCCUCAAGCUGCCCACUUUGCAAAAGACAAGCCCCGUCCAGUCUCCUCCGGCAAGGCAGUAUCAGACCAUGCCGUUGAAAAGGCCCCUCCAGGCCUGCCUGAAGAUACUGCAGCGCAAGCACCUCCCUCUCCCCUCCCGACCAGCGAUCUCUUCAAUCUUCGCAAUCGCACUAUCGUCGUCACAGGCGGCGGCCGCGGUCUAGGUCUCACCAUCGCCCAAACCCUUCUCGAAUCCGGCGCCAACGUCGUCUGUCUCGACCUCCUCCCCACACCCUCCGAGCCCCAAUGGUCACACGCGCUCCAGACUGCCUCCUCCUCCUCCCUUUCCCUCAAAUACAUCUCUCUCAACGUAACCGACCAAUCCUCCGUCACUCAAACUUUCCAGCAGAUCUUCGAUGAAGCUCCUGCCGACGCGCCAGUGAGGGGUUUAUUCGUAGCAGCGGGUAUACAGCUCAUGCUCCCCGCUGUCGACUAUCCGGUGGAGAAGUUUAGGAAGGUGGUGGAUAUCAACCUUACUGGUUCUUUCCUCUGCGCCCAAGCUUUCGCCCGGGAGCGAUUCGCCCGUUUCCCUUCUGCCCCCUCGGAGGGAGGAGGAGCCAGCAUAGUCUUCACGGCGAGUAUGAGCGCCCACAUAGCCAACAAAGGGCUUGAUUGUGUGCCGUAUAACGCGAGUAAAGCGGGGGUGUUGCAGAUGGCGAAGAAUCUGGCGUACGAGUGGGGUCAGAAGGGUGUUCGAGUCAACACUUUAUCUCCCGGCUAUAUCAAGACUGCUCUCACCGCCGCACUCCUUGACGAGAAACCCGAAUUGAAUGAUACAUGGUUACAAGGCUCCCUCCUCGGUCGUCUCUCCACCCCCGACGAAUUCAGAGGUCCUGUGAUAUACCUCCUCUCCGACGCGAGCUCGUUCAUGACCGGCGCGGAUUUGUUGGUUGAUGGCGGACAUUGUGCUACAUAGCUGCCUCUCUUUCUUUGUAAAGCGUCACAGGCAAGCGUCUUCCAAGUGUAAUCAGUUGUCAAUAUAUACGCUGUAAUAUACUUGUACUGGUUUGAUGGCAAUUGGCAAGGGUGUGGCUUUCUCUUCGGGAGAACGCGCAUCCGAUCUCCCCGCCCACCUUUCUCCUCUUUUCGUCCUUAUAUCUCCUAAAUAUCCCUCUCUCUCCUCC
Molecule: messenger RNA, 1374 nt
Organism: Cryptococcus amylolentus CBS 6039
Lineage: Eukaryota; Fungi; Basidiomycota; Tremellomycetes; Tremellales; Cryptococcaceae
Exons: 5
Coding region: 75-1166 (363 amino acids)
Cellular component (GO): intracellular anatomical structure
Molecular function (GO): oxidoreductase activity, acting on NAD(P)H, oxygen as acceptor
Source: RefSeq, a predicted model, not a curated record